Molecule: messenger RNA, 12225 nt
Organism: Zootoca vivipara (common lizard)
Lineage: Eukaryota; Metazoa; Chordata; Lepidosauria; Squamata; Lacertidae
Source: RefSeq, a predicted model, not a curated record
GACCCUCAGAACUGAGACACGAGAGGCUGCAUCGAAAUGGCAGGCUUUGUAGCUGGGCUGAAUUAAGGUUUUAGACCCCUUUGUGGAUUUUGCACUGGUGAGAUUGGGGGAAACUGCCCAUAUGGAUUAAUUUCCCACCUUCCCACAAUAACCAAAAGCCAAGGGAGAAUAAAAUUGGGAUUGAGUAUGUUUUACGUCAUGCCAUUUUGUUCCGGUUUGGAACUCGUGCAGCACCCGAGCUCCGUUUCAGAACUGCAAACGGCAAGAGAGCUACCAUGUGUGCAGAUGAUAAUGAUAUGUUUGUUUUGCAUGUGAUAAGAGAGUGCGGGGACAGAUAAAGUGGGGCUUGGAAUCACAUGCUGCUCCUGAUCUAUUCAAGGGAUUGCUCCUGAGUGGAGAGAAAGCUUUCAAUGUCAAGUCAGGGCUGCUCUCACUAGUCUCCAACUGUAGGUGCUCCAAAGAGGAGAAAAUUGCAUUGGUAAGAACUUUGGUCCAUAGAAGCACAACAUGACAAGGUUCUUGGGGACCACAGGCUGGUAGACUGGGAGAAGAAAGAGGAAAUGGGGCCUGGAAAUCUUGGGAAAGAGCCGCAGUGGUGCAGAGGUACCAUUGUGGAAGGACGGAGAAGCAUGACAUUUCACAGACUUGUGGAAUUGUAGAGUUGGAAGGGGCCCUGUGGAUCAUCUAGUCCAACCCCCUGCAAUAUAGGAAUAUGCAGCUGCCCCAUAAGGGGAUCGAACUUGCAACCAUGGCAUUAUCAGCACCACACUCCAAGCAACUGCGCUAUUGGUGGACAAGUACCUGGUGACAAGGGAUGUGUUGUGGUAGCAAGGAGAUUCAGAUCAGAAUCUUGGAUCUUCUAAGAGUGAUCCCUUGUACCAGUGCUCUUCUGCUGGGCUUAGUAAUCCCCUUGGGUCCAACUUGUAUUAUUGGUUCUUCUUCUCUUUGCUGUGCCCCACCCAGUUAUUGUGACAGAGCCCUGCUCUUCCCUUUCCUGAUAUCACCCUUGAUUGCCUUUAUCAUACAACAAGUCAGAGUAGAGCCCCUGCCUUAAUCUUCUUGAUCUCUUUCUCCACACUUUGGUCCCUGAACAUCUCACCAGCUUCCAUGGCCUGCCCAUUCCUGCCUUCUCUGGAUUCUGUCCUCAACCUACCAUUUGACCUCUGAUUUUUGUUCCACCCCCCUCUAUCCAGAAAGCUCAACUGUCCUCCCCACACUGCCCCAAUCCCCAAUUACGUGACAUUGAAUCUCUUGGUCCGAUGAACACAGGCACAGGCUCACAGUGUGCCUCUAUUGGCUAAUUUUUGGGUGCCUGGUCUUUCCAGUAUACUGCUUCCACCAUUAUUUAUAGCAUGCUGUUAGUGCUUUUGUACCAGUUUAGUCUUCCUGUGUCACAAACUAGCUUUUACAUCUACAGUGAUGCAUUUUCUGUUAUUGUCUGAAUAAACUUGUUUUCUUUUGUUCCUUCCACUGUGAGGACUUACAAACUUUCACAUGCUUACAGCCGGCUCUUAGACCUCUGAAUCAGGGCACUGUGUACAUAAUCUUGAGAGUGUAGGGCAGACAAAUGGAAGAGGGAGAAAAGAGUUUGGAUGUAAGUUCUAGGAAGAACUAAUUACAGUGGAAUUCCCCAAGCAUGUAACUGGUGCCUACUGACAUUUUAAUAAUAAGAACAUGAAAAUAGGAUCCACAUUAAUUCCAGCUCACACUCUUCAGCAUCUUAGAGAACAUCAAUUAAAUUUCCCUCGUCUCUAACCUAAUCCAAACGUCACUACAACAUGAUCAUAUGCCUUUUUAUAUAUAUAAAAGGGAGGGGGAGGAGAGAAGAAACUUCAGUGGCUUGUGGCAUUUCCAAGGAAAAGUUUUCUAGCAUCAAUGGAAUAAUGUGCGUAGAGUGUGUCACAUAUAUCCAGUGGGGUCCCCCCCCUAAAAAAAAAGUUUAGGAGUACUCUCAUUUUGACUCAGAUAGAAAAUCACCAUUUUAUAGUUCAAAUCAGGAAAAAUAAAUACAGUAAAUGGACAAAAGUACAAAGGUGCACAAAAUGUUUAGGGGUAUGUGUACCCCUUCAUCCCCCCCCCCCCAGAAAAAAGCACUGCAUAUAACUUUUAUGUAAAAUAACUUACUGCCAUACUAAUGUAAUGGGGACUUUGACAUUUCCAAAACCCCAUCAUUGAUUUUAUAUUAUAUAUGGAUCUGUUCAACAGCAAAGAACUUUCCUUUUGUAAUUGUGAAGCUUUGUUUUGCCUCCUCCUGCAGCCUCCUUAUUUGCUCUUGAGUUGUUCUAUUAAAUGAUAACUUUCCAGCAGCUCCUGUAUGGUACCUUCAUUACUUCUACUCAUGCCUCUGAAACACACUUUCAUUGCGAUGAUCUGUAAGAGAGGGGUCAUUUUGCAUUGCCGCUAUGACAAUGCUAGCGCAUUAAGAUCCCACUUUGGGGUAAAGGUUAUUUUAGAUUAUCCAGGCUUCUACAUCAUUGUUCUGUUUGAUUCUCAGUUUGACAGAUGCUGCAUACUUUAUAUAAUGCAUCUCAUUGUUUUUAAUGUGAGCUGCCUUGGGAACAUAUUAUAUACCCAGAAAAGCCGUAUGCAGUUUGCAUUCUGAAAUUAAUAAAUAUGCCAGAAUGAAUCAUUUCUACAGAACAAUUCCCGAUCUACUUGGUGCUUUGUGAAAGAAUUGCCCCACCUGAUUGGGGCUGCCAGUUUUAACAUCACUUGCUUGUGGGUUGAUGGAGAGGAUGACCUCUCAAGUUGCAUUGUCAGUACAGAGAGUGGCAAUUUCUUGUUCAGUGACAGUGUGUGUGUGUGUGGUCUUGAUUGAGCAGGCAACCCCACAAAUUGGAUAUGAAGGUUGGUUGGGCUUCAUAUUUUUAAAAAAGUUAACAACAAGUAGGCAAAAAUCCCUGUUGGUCUCAUUCCAUAAUCUUAUGAAUCUUUCGUUACAUAAUGGAAAUUAUAGCCUCCUCUAAGUUAUAUUUCUUUCCAAAAAUAACACCCUGAAAUCACAUCCAUGCCUCUGCUAGCACUGGAAGUAAAUGUUGUACAAAAUGGGAAGAAUUAAAAAAACCGAAUGAAAUUUUAAAUAAUUUAGAAUAUGUUCUUUAAAAAGCUUACACAUUUUAUUAGUUUUUUUCAACAAAAGCCUAAAGCUUGUUUUCAUUGCUAUUGUGAUGAUGAUGAUGGUGGAAUAGGAUGUCCCUAUUUUCAUUGGAGAAAUGUUGGAGGGUAAGCUGUUCAAGAUUGGCCAGGACCCUGAAAAGGAGCAAUCCCCUUAGGAGUCAUUUUCCUGCAGCAGGUCCUUCUUACACCCUCUGUCCCAAACAACCGAGUGCCUAUUAUAUACAUGUUCUGCAUAACUAAUAUCCAAUGUAUGCAUUUUCUAAAUUAUAGAAGUUUCGGUUAUACAAACACGCUACGAAACAAAUGCCUUUUAGCUGCUAUGCCCAUUCACUGUUGAAUCAUCUAAGCACUGCUGGUUGAAAUGUCAACAAAACAGCCUAUUAAUUAUAAUUUUAAAAACUACUUGAGAAUUCAGGCCACGUUAACAGAAAACAGGCUACAUUAACAGGAAGUGGUCAGACCUGAUCCUCUGAUUGUUGGUGAGAUGCCUUUUACCUGUUAUUCAAUGUGCUGUUACAUUACAUCAUGUCUUGCUUAGAACCACAAGAAACUCAUUUAGUCUUCUCUGCCAGCAAGAGCUGGAAAUGGGGAUUGGAGUUUUCUGUGUUCCAAAAGCUGCAUGUAACCCAUGAGGUUCCUUGGGGAAAGAAAUCUGGAGGGAAACAAUCAAGUUCUCUACUUCUGGCAAAGGGGUGAAAAUGUACAUAGACAUACUAGGGAUGUGUGGAAUGAUUAAGUUCUGCCCCCCAAAGUUUUGGCAGGAAGAAUGAAUCCACCCAACUCUGCACAAACUCCAGACUGGGGUUGAGACAUUCCACAAUCCAUUUCAGCCAUCCACAGAGAGGCCAGCUGCCUGGCAUAUUAGAUGCUUUGGGGCAGAAGAUAUCAGUCCUGUAUACCUGAAGGAGCGUCUCCACCCUCAUCAUUCAGCCUCAUCACAGCCUCAUCAUUCAGCCUCAUCACUGAGAUCCAGCACCAAGGGCCUUCUGGCGGUUCCCUCAUUACGAGAAGUGAGGUUACAGGGAACUAGACAGAGGGCCUUCUCGGUAGUGGCACCCGCCCUGUGGAACGCCCUCCCAUCAGAGGUCAGAGAGAAGAACAGCUACCAGAUUUUUAGAAGACAUCUGAAGGCAGCCCUGUUUAGGGAAGUUUAGGGAAUGUUUAAUAGAUUAUUUUAUUUUUCUGUUGGAAGCCACCCAGAUGGGCGGGGUAUAAAUAAUAAGUUGUUGUUGUUGUUGUUGUUGUUGUUGUUGUUGUUGUUGUUGUUGUUAAGCUUGCUUGGCUAUGGAUGGUCCAUUGACCACCCACCCAUCUGCUCCAAAGCCUCUGGCAUACUAAGAGAGAGUUCAGUGUGGUGUAGUGGUUAGAGUGUCAGACUAGGACCUGGGAGACCAGGGUUCAAAUCCCCACCUGGCCAUGAAGCUCACUGGGUGACCUUGGGCCAGUUACUGACUCUUAUCCUAACCUACUUCACAGGGUCAUUGUGGGGAUUAAAUAACGAGUGGGGAAACCAGGCAUGCCACCUUUAGCUCCCUUGAGAAAAAAGUGGGAUAUAAAUGCAGUAAGUGAAUUAAUAAAUAUUGCCAGAUCUUUGGUGUAGACUUGACAUUCAGGAAUGGCGGGUAGGUGAGAUGUAGUUGUGUCCACCUGUCUUGAACCCGCUGGAAAGUAGCAGGUCGUGAGUCUGCUCCACAAAUGCUUCCACCCCAAACAGAAGCCAUGUUCUGACCCAGACUGUUGUUGGGGACACAGCACUAGGCUUUGAUUCAAACAAACACAUGAACGAAAUCUUUGCCAUGCAUUAUCAUAAAGAACUUGCAUAAAGUUUGCAUAAGAUUUACAUUAUUAUGAUCCGGCAAGCUUCCUUGCAAGUAAUCUGGAAAUGGUAGCUAGGUGGCGAACAAGGAGCCUCUAGCAGAUACCCUCAGAAAACGUUCCCAAGAGAUUUCAUGGAUGAAACCUUGAGACCUACACAGGUUCAAGUUUAUGGUGUAAAUGUGCCUUUAGCCUCACAAUGAGCAAGAACAUAUGGAGAUACCUUCUGCUGAAUCCAACCAUAUAUUUGGUUGUAUGAACUCAUGAUUUGGUUAAGGGUUGAUGAGGUCUACAGUUGGUGUGGCAUAAAAGUCACUCACACAGAUAUGGCAGGAUAAACUUUUAGGAAACAGUGUUUCCGACUCUUGGUAUUGACAAAAUCCUGAAAAUAUAAUGGUGAUCAGAAUAUCUACCUAAUAGAUAUCUAGAUGUGGUGGAGAGUAACUUUAGCCAUGAAGCUCCCUAGGGGAUCAUGGGCCAUUCAUUGUUUUCUCAAGGAAUCCUAAACAUACCUACAAGGGAGCAAGCACCCUUUAAUUCAGUAGGGUUUUGCAAGUAAAGAUGCUUAGGGUCAUAUGCUGUCAGUCUCCACUUCUGACCUUAAUUGGUAGAAAUUGGUAGCUACAUCUUCAUGUCCCAUCUAAUUUAGGAGGUCAAAUCAGUUGAGAGCAAUGGUCCCUUCUGCCUUCGGAGGCCAUGGAUCUGACUGCCAAAGGAACCAGCUGCAGUCAACUUCUGUGGACUCCCCCAUCCUUCUGUCAAUCAUCAUUGGCCAAGUUAUAAAUGAAGAGAACAAGAGCGAGACCAGCUGGUGAUUGGCAUCUUUAGUUGCAUCUUCUGAAUUAAUCGCACAGCACAGAUUAAAGAAGCAUGGCUGAGCCUGGCGAGAAGCUUUUAAGUGUGGAAACGAAUAAACUCAGACAUGCACACAGCUACCAAGACACAACUUCGAUUGGGAUUAAAAGAAUGCAAAAACGAUUUCUCCAGAAAGACGGAAGCUGCAAUGUGUACUUCAAGCACAUCUUUGGGGAGUGGGAGAGCUAUGUGGCCGACAUUUUCACCACAUUAGUGGACAUUCAAUGGCGCCAUAUGUUUGUGAUCUUCUCAUUGUCCUACAUCCUCUCCUGGUUGUUCUUUGGCUUGGUCUUUUGGUUGAUUGCACUCCAUCACGGUGAUUUAUCACUCGAUGAAGGAACGACCCCUUGUGUUGCCAGUGUCCAUAGUUUCACAGGGGCAUUCUUAUUCUCUCUUGAAACCCAAACGACUAUAGGCUAUGGAUCCCGUUGUGUCACCGAAGAGUGCUCUGUCGCAAUCCUGAUAGUUAUCAUACAGUCCGUGUUAGGCUGCAUCAUUGACACAUUCAUCAUCGGUGCUGCCUUGGCCAAAAUGGCCACUGCCCGGAAGCGAGCUCAGACCAUCCGCUUCAGCUAUCACGCCACGGUAGGCUUAAGAGACGGCAAGCUCUGUCUGAUGUGGCGGAUAGGUGAUUUCCGCCCUAAUCAUAUGGUAGAAGGCAUAGUGAGAGCCCAGCUCUUGCGGUAUGUGGAAGACAGAGUUGGAAGGAUGACAAUGGAAUACAAGGACUUAAAACUGUUAAAUGACCAGAUCAUUGUUGCAACCCCAGUGACCAUUAUCCACGAAAUUAACCAGGACAGCCCAUUGUAUGAUCUGGACAGGAAGGCUCUUGCUAAAGACAACUUUGAGAUCCUGGUUACAUUUGUUUAUACUGGAGAUUCAACGGGGACAUCCCAUCAGUCAAGGAGUUCAUAUGUGCCUCGAGAAAUCCUCUGGGGGCACCGGUUCAAUGACGUCCUGCAAAUGAAGAAGAAGUACUACAAAGUCAACUGCCUCCAAUUUGAGGAAACCACCGAGGUUUAUGCUCCUUAUUGUAGUGCCAAGCACCUAGACAGGAAGGAGCAAGAAUACACCACUUUGGAAAAAGCAGUGGAUGGAGAACCUGGAACAUCGUCAUCUUCUUCCUCUUCGUCAGCACCAGCACCAAGAUUAGGACUAAGAGCCCGGUCCUUUAGUGCUGAAGCUUUAAUCAUCCACUCUGAAAUUUCUGAAGAGUCAGCCAGAACUUCUCACCAAGCCAAUGUUAUGGAGGUGCCGUAUGAGAGAGCGCUGGUGACUUUAAGUAGAAUCUCAAUGGAAUCCCAGAUCUAACAGUCCGUUGCAAUGGCUGCUCUUGACUUUGCAGCAGUUUUCAAGGCGCACAAGUUAUGGACCUGGUAUCCUCAAAUCAUAAAACAGAAGAACAGACUCGUUGACACCUCAGUCUAGCUGGUAUUCUUGUUUUAGUAGAUAAGAAAUAGAUAUUAUUCAUCUCCUUUAAAAAAAAUCCUUUUAUUGCAAACAAUAGAAUUUUGUGCCCUUGUAAUUUUUUUUAAAAAGAAUGCUUAACAAUAUUCGGCAUCGAUACUGAAAGUGGAGGAUACCUGUAGAUAAGAAUUUCAAAGUUGCUUUAUCACUGAAGCCAUGGAGUCAGAUUAUUUGAGUUAAAACUGCAUCAGGACCUUGUAGUCCUAUGAUUUAGGUGCAUUAAUUUUGAUUUGUUCAAGGUGACUGUCUUUUGAAUUAAUGUACAAUUCAGUACUGUAAAUUAAAGAAUUGCAACACAAUUGAUUUGUGUGCUGCAGCAUAGCUUGGUAGUCUAUUUGCCAAGUGUACCCUAGGCCCACAUCUCAUUUAAGUAGCUCUUUUGAUUGUACAAAGAGAAGUUAAUUAAACUACUUCACAUUUUCAUUUAUUUGUAAUAUACAAAUAUAUAUAUAUAUAUAUACAUACAUAUAUACAUACAUACAUACAUACAUACAUACAUACAUACAUACAUACAUACACUAGAUUUUUCUAUGGGGGAUUUAGGCUUUCUCAGAAUUUUCUUUUUGCAAUUUCUAAUAAAAUACUUUGCUUUCCCCAUAAAAUAUGUAAAGAAUAAUUCUUACACUGUUUGAAAAAAGUAGCUAGCUUUGCCAAAGCCAUUAUGCCUUAUUUGCUUUCACUUUCUGUUGAUCAAUGAUUUAUUUGCUACUAGACACUGCAAAGAUGUAAGGCCUAUCACAUUCAACUUUAUGGCUUGUUUUCAUUUAGUUACUUUCAUUUCUUUUCAACUAAUCAUUUCAUGUUGAAAAUGUGUUUUAAAAUUGUUCUGCAUAUCUGGAAAGAGGAUUUGUAACUUAGAGAUAAUGAUGUGAUAGCUGGUGUAUUAUUAUUUUCAAAAUAAUAAUAAUAUAUAAAUAUAUUUCUUCCAACUAUUUUCGAUCCUCUCUCACUUUGUUCUUCAUUCUUAAGCACACAGAUAGAUCAGACCAAUUUUCUAAAAAAAUUUGUCUGAAAAUUGCAUCCUUGAACUUUUAAGUUGAUGGAUCUCACUUUUCACGCAGUGCAUCCUCACCCUAAGUUCAGAUGACCCCUAUUGUCAUAAUUGGACCUUGUUGCCUAAACAGUUUUCCGAGUCUGCCUUGGUUCCGUGGUCUGUUGUAUUCUUCCUUAGGUUGUAAGUUCUGCAACUGGCAGCCCAUGGACUGUUCUGCAACUGGCAGCCCAUGGACCAUGUCAUACUGUCAGGAGCUGGAUUGAGGCCCCCGCCUUUCCUGAACCUCCCCGAGAACAGGAGGACAGUAUCAAUAUGGAACAGUGGUUUGCAGAAGGACAUAGUUUAGAGACUGCAGAGGGGGAAAGCUGGGAGAAGAACAGGAGGAGGAAGAAACAUCGGGGGAGGGACAGCUGACAGACUCAGUGUCUUUGGAGAGUAUUCCUGAGCCCCCCUCUCCCAGGACUGGGCAUGCAUUGAGAGUAGUAGAGCAGAAAGCUCAGAGGCAGAAAUCCCAGAUCAGCCGGUACAGGGAUGAUGUAGGAUAAGAGAGAGACAGAGGGGGAGCAGUGGAGGAAGCCGCUUGGGCACCUGGGGUAGCAUGUAAGGGGCAGGCCGAGCUGCCCAUAGGGGCGGGACACACUGCAGGGCCCCUGGAGUCUGCCUGCCUCCUCCCACUCAGCCACCCUACAGCUGGGGGGGAGGCAAUGGGCGGACCGUUUGGGCAGCGCAGAGCCUACGCGUGCCCAAGCCACCGUGACUCUCCCAGGAGAGAAGCGUGGCUCAGGUGCACUGCAGGCCCGGCGGUGAGUGUCACCUGGCAUUUUGUCACCUCCCUCAGUGGUGACACCCGGGGUGGCCCGCAUCUACCACACACCCUUCCUCCACCCCUGAGAGGGGGUUGGGCUUCUCAGAGCAACACCAUCAUUGAAUAGGGACUACAUUCCUUUCUCUCUCUCUCUGUGAAUACUGAAUGAAUUAUGUGGUGAGGAUUCUUUGUGUUUAUCUGCUUUUUUGGCUGCCACCUGGGGAGGGAUAGGAUUCCCUGAACAUUGACACAUACUUGCUUUAUAACAAGAACCACAUAUAGAGGAAUAUAUAUGUAGAGAUGCCUUGCACUGAAACAGGCUAUUGGCUAAUUGUUUGCUCUGAUUGAUGGAAGCUCUCCAGGACUUCAGACAGAGAUCUUUUCCAUCAAAUUGUAGAUUCCUAAUUUUAAAAUUGAAUUUUAACAUUGUAUUUCAUCUGCAUUUUAAUUGAAUUGUUUCUUUUAUGCUUGCUUUGAUAUUCUUGUUGUAGCCACCCUGAGCCCGGUCUUGACAGGGAAGGGUGGGGUAUGAAUAAAAUUAUUAUUAUUAUUAUUAUUAUUAUUAUUAUUAUUAUUAACACCACAAGUUUCUUUUAACAGGACAUGCCAGAACUAAACCCGAGACCUCUUUUCAUUCAAGCCUUGUUCAAGGUAAAUACAGUAUAAUAAUAAAAUAUUAUUAUGGCAGCCAGGAGUCUAGGGGGCAGAUCCAGAGCAAUGGCUUAAGGGUGUGACUAACUUGGGAAUAUUAACUAACCUUACUGCCUUCUGGUCCCACCAGCCUCUACUUUCUUGCCAAAUCUCUACAUCAUGGGUACAAGAAAUAAUAAUACCACAAAAAAAAGGUAAACGCAGACGGUAAAGGAUGCUAGAAAACUAAUUUGAGAAGCACAUUGCUAAAAAACAUUAAGACCAGCAACAGGAAGUUCUUUAAAUACAUUGGUGGCAGGAGACCAUCUAAAGAAGCAGCUGAACUCUUGAAUGACAAGGGAGUGAAAUGUGUGCUAAAGAGCACAAGGAGAUUGCAGAGAAGUUGAAUUAAUCCUUUGCAUCUGUUUUCACAGUAGAAUAUAUAGGGCAGAUGGUACCUGAACUAACUUUUGCAGGAUUGGAGUCUCAGGAACUGAGGUAGAUAGCAGUGAUGAGAGAUGAGAUCCUAGACCUAAAACAAAAACUGGAAAAUUGCUGGGUCCACGUGGAAUCCACCCAAGACCAGCCCAGAAAUCAUUAAACCAUUGGAUGUCCUCCAGGAAGCUCUGAACAUGUUACAUUCCUUUUUCCCAUGUGAGCUUAAAUCCUUGAAGAAUUUUGCUUCAUCUCUCGGUGGAUUCCAGUAUCAUGUACCACACUGAAAUCAGAAGAAUGAAUUCAAAGUAUUGCCCCUACUCGAUAAGUCCUGAAACACUGGUCUGGAUUUCUGCUGUCAAGACCAAUUCUUCCUCAAUUUUGAAGCACCCCUUUAAAAAAGUGUGGGGUUGAACUGGAUGACCCUUUGAUGAUGACCCUUUGAGUCACUUUCAAAUCUACAAUCCUACGAUUCACAAGAGGUCAAAUGGCAUUGACUCUUAAGCAUUGACUCUUCUACGGAGUGGAGAGAAAGUCCCGGAGUUUCCCAAAGAAUCUUGCCAGACUGCAUGAACAUACCGUGUACGGUUUCUGUACAUUUCCAAAAUAUGUUUUCACUUCAGGGUUCUUCACCAUAGCAUGGAUCCCACACAGGUUCAGAGAGUGCACACACUGCAGGGAGAAAACAAUGCCUGAGGAUUUUCAUUCUGAAUUCCAGUUCUUAUGCUCUGUUAUUUCCCAGGCAUAUUUAUUUGAAGCACUGUCACACUUUUGGCCCCCUACAGUUUUGCAACUAUACCUUGCAAUCCUGGCUUAGAAGCCCCACAGCUGCAAAACAAUUUACUUCCACAAUACAACCAAAGAGUAGCAGCAAGAAAGGAACUCUGUGGCACAGUCUGCAAAGCAGGCACAAUUUGGAAAGUUGCUAGUUCAAAUAUACACAGAGUUGGGUUUUUUAAAAAAACUGGAAUGGAAUGGAACUAGAGCUGCCAUAAACUAUAAUCCUAGGGGCACAUGGGGGCUGCUUGCUAGAGGUUUAUGGAAUAAAAUACUUGCAAAUCUGUGAUGAUGCUGAUCAUGCUCCCACCCAAAAGAAGUCUCUGUUGAACUGUGGGAAGAAGGAUGAAAAUGAAUAGUGAAAAUGAGUAGUGGUGCAUUUUUAAUUUAACUGAAGGGUUCCAUUGCGCUAGCUGGUGUAUGGAGGUAUGUGGGUAAACUCUUUUGUGCUUUGCAGGCUAUGGUGCAAUAUCCUUCUGUUCCAUUGAAACUUAUGGGGUACGAGAAAAGAUGGAUUAGAUAACUGCUAACUUCAUUCACUAAUUACCAUAUUAUGGGUAAAAGACAAAACAGAAAACUGUCUUCUCAAAAGCAGAAGUGUGAGAUGAUAGCUCUCAGUUUUUAUUUAUUUUUUAAACGCGUAUUCCAUCCCCCCUACAAAUAAACUAAAAGCAUCUUACAAAAAACAAGAUAUACAGGAUUACAUGGGUAAGAUAGUAUGUUAAUGACUAACUUCAAAUUAACAUCGCAUCUUUACAAUACACAACAAAUAGGCAAAAAAGGUUUUUUGUUUUUUUUUAAAGGAUGUUGUGCCAGAGCCUGUUCAAGCAAUUUCUCAAGUAACUAGUGGCAGUGAUAGGGAGAAAGAGAGACCUGCCUCCCUAUCUGUCUCUUUUGAUGGAUGUUUUUAAAUGUGAAUGGGCAAUAAUAGAAUCUAAAUGAUGUGGAAAGUAGCAAGGACCUUUUCUCACCAGCACAUUAACUGUUCUAAGGGAAUUCUAAGGCAAUUCUGCCUGCCUCAUAUUCUCGAGACAUGGAGAGAGUUUGUCAGUCCCACCCUAGAGCUCCAUGGCAUUGAGGAAGUACCCCCUCAUCUCCCAGAAGAUGCCUCAUUGUGUUCAUUCCCAUUUUCAGCAAUCUACCCAAAAGAGGGUGAAAGGCCCCGGAGCCCUGACCACUCUGCCAAGGCCAGUGUGAUGUCGAUGGGUGUGGGGAGACCAAGAGUCCAAUGCCAAUCAGGAUCUAAAUGGGUGUUGGGAUCCUACACGGCUCCAAACGAUAUAGGCAAGUGAUAAAACCUACAUUGAACCGAGGGCAGACAGGAAGCUUC